AUGAAACGUUUCUCUUGUGCACUUUCGAAUACCUUUAAAUUCGUCCAACCUAGACGAACGUUGCCGAAUACUUUAAACAAGAAUAAUUUACGCAAUUCCUUCCGAUCCUUUCACACUAAUUUUCCAAUUUUUAAUCAAAAUGAUCGAAAUGCAAAUGAGACUCAGAAUCUUAUAGACGAAAUUUCCAAAGCAAUUCGUGAACAACAAUAUUCGAAAGCGAAACAAACUCUCCGAGGAUUAACCAAGAAUUGGUUGGGAUUUUACAAAUUCGAUGAUAAUCAAUUAGCUCUUUAUUUACAGAGUUUAGUCUUGUUGGAUUGUUCGAAUAAUGAUGAACGAAAGAUGAAUCUAACACCCUUGCUAUUAGCUUCGAAUAAUGGCUAUAAGAAAGCUCACUUAAUGCUUGCAACUAUGGCUUAUUUGAAGGAUUCCAAUUUGGAGAAUGAAAAUUAUAGAGUUUAUUUGAAGGAAUUUGACGAAAGUGUGGAUUGGAAUGACGAAACAUUGGUUCAAUUGACCAUUGAAUCACAUUUAAAAGAAUUAAUCCAACAAUUUGAUUCGAGAUUUGCACAUUUUGCUCUUGGAAAAUUUUACAUGAAAAAUCAAAAAUAUCAAAAGGCGUGUGAAGCAUUCACUCAGUCAACCGAGAAGAAAUUUACAAAAUCUCAAUUUGAAUUAGGUCUCUUAAUGAGAAAUGGAUCUCCUGAUGGAAUGGUUUCGAAAAAUCCUGAACGUGCUCUCGAAUUAUUCAAAAAAUCGAGAUGGGAACCACAAGCUCAUAAGGAAUUAGUUGAAAUGUAUCUGAAUGGUGAAGCAUUGAGUUUAGCUCUCAUUGGCGUGAUUGCACUUAAAAUCUACAAGAAUAUUCAAAAAGCAAAGGGAAUUCCUGGUGUUUGGCAAGUUUUGGAUAAUUCUCCUUGUUACAUUCCAAUUCUCUCUCCAUAUUUUUAUAUGGGAUCUGAAAAUCAUCUCAUUGAGGUGGCAACGAAGAGAGGUGAUCCAGAAACUGGUACUUUACGUAUCACAACAAUGAAUCUUAAUAGAAUAUUCGUUUCGGAUAGAGAAAUGUUGAAAGACAUUCACUCUAGAAAGUUGGGUUUCUUCCCAAAAUCAAAAACAUUCCUUGAACCAACUGAAGUAUUUGGUGGACACAUAGUUUCGGCUCCAGAUACCGAUUCUUGGAAGAAACAUCACAAUACCAUUUCUCCAGCUUUUAGCUCUAAUAAUUUAGAAUACAUGUCACAUGUUUCCAGUGAAACUGUUGAUACUAUGGCUCAAUGCCUUUGGAAUCCUGACAUUGAAAGCAAAGGAGAACAUGUAAUUGAUAGAGUUGACAAGUUAUUUACCAAUUUGACAUUGGACAUUUUGGCAAAAUAUAUUGACAGAUUUGUUGAAAGAGUUCAAAACUUGAUUGACCAAAAGAAAGAGGAAAUUGAACGUGAUGGAGAAGUUUCUACAAGAGAUGUUGUAUCAUUGAUGAUUCAAGAGAAUUUGAAUAACAAAGAAUUGACCAAAGAAGAAAUCCUAUCCAAUGCUUUUAUAUUUUUCAUUGCUGGAAUGGACACUAGCUCAAAUACAUUGCAAUGGUUCCUCUAUGAAAUUGCCAAAAAUCCAUCUCUCCAAAAACGUUUACAAGAAGAAGUUGACAACAUUCUUCCAAACAAGAGAAAACCAACUUUUGACGAUUACAAUCAAUUGAAUUUGAUCACCGCUUGCAUUCAUGAAACAUUGAGAGUACAUCCUCCAGUGACCAGUGUUGCAAAGGAUUGUGCCAAACCUGUCCAAUUAGGUCCAUUUCACAUUCCAAAAGGAUCUGUCAUUUAUUCAUUCUUGACAGCUGCCAACAAGAAUCCAAAAGUUUGGCCAAACGCUCUUGCUUUCAAUCCAGAUAGAUUCUACGAUCCCGAUGUAAAAUCCAAGUCUGCCAAUGACUAUACCUUAUUAAGCUUCUCAAUGGGUUUAAGAAAAUGCUUGGGAAUGAAAUUUGCCUUGAUUGAAAUGACUUGUGUUUUGGCCAGAAUGUUGCAAUAUUAUGAGUUUGAAUUGUUGAAUGAUGAAUCUGUUGAUCCAGUGAUGAAUUUUAGUAAGCUAACUGUAAAGCCAAGCAAUUUGAGAAUUCGUGUGAUUAAGAGAACUAAUUAA
Molecule: messenger RNA, 2142 nt
Organism: Naegleria gruberi
Lineage: Eukaryota; Heterolobosea; Eutetramitea; Acrasida; Naegleriidae
Exons: 4
Coding region: 1-2142 (713 amino acids)
Molecular function (GO): monooxygenase activity; protein binding; heme binding
Source: RefSeq, a predicted model, not a curated record